Molecule: messenger RNA, 1059 nt
Organism: Drosophila obscura
Lineage: Eukaryota; Metazoa; Arthropoda; Insecta; Diptera; Drosophilidae
Product: glutelin-2-like
Exons: 2
Coding region: 50-964 (304 amino acids)
Source: RefSeq, a predicted model, not a curated record
AAAGUGCUUGACUAAUCGACAACACAAUAAAAGUGACUCUGCUGGAAAAAUGGACACAUUCUCCAAGACGAUGCGGAUGCUACCUGUGCUCUUUCUGGCGUUGAUUGCCACGAAAACGAUCUACGGAAACGAUUUUUAUUGCAAAGUCGGAUGGGCUAUGAAUGAGGAUUAUUGCAAGUUAUUGAAAUUCGAAUUGGCUAUGGAAAAUGUCCUGUCCGUGUAUCGAGCCCAAAAUAACGUACCAGACAUAUCUCCUGCUAGUCCGAUAAGCAGCCACAGCCGCACCGUUGGACUCGUACAAAAAAUAGCAAAACUAGUAUGUGGAUUUGGAGAGAUUUUAGUUGGCAAAUGGAACUGUAUUAAUCCGGACACAGAACAGAAAGUAUACGUGCCCAGUCAGCCAUCGAUUGUUGUGGUUCCCCAACAUCAAACAUCGCCGACGUUGCAACCAUGUCCGCCGACAUAUCAGCCACCAUAUCAGCCACAAAAUCGGCCACCAUAUCAGCCACAAUAUGAGCCACAACAUCAGCCACCAUGUCAGCCACAAUAUGAAACACAAUAUGAGCCACAAUAUGAGCCACAAUAUGAGCCACAAUAUCAGCCACCAUAUCAGCCCCCGAACGAGUUGCCACCAACAUGUACAGAAGUUCUACCAAGUGGACUGUGUGGAGUCUAUGUGGAAAAAAAAAUAUUUCCCACUGUCGGAAAGUCUGAGCUGCUAACCAUGGCCAUGGAAAUGCUUUCCGCCUUAAAAAAAAAAGGAUCGGAAAAAAAGAAAAACAAAAUCAUACAGGCCCACCUCGAAGCUAUCAUCACCCAGGCAUUAAGAGGUGGGGUCCAUGAGUCCGGAAUUAACCCCGACGACUUGGUCGACAAACUCAACUCUCAGUGCGGCAAUUUUGGGUGCAUAUACAAGUGCUCCAACAAAAAAAAUUGUAGUCUCGAAAAACUCAUCAGUGGCUAGCUAAUAAACGUAUCAUUGGCCCAUGAUGCUAUUUGAAUGCGGCGGAGAUCGGUAAUCCUUAAGUCAUUAAAGAUUAAACGAGAAAUCCUCACAAA